This is a messenger RNA of Amaranthus tricolor (Joseph's coat), 2163 nucleotides long. RefSeq names its product ammonium transporter 3 member 3. Gene Ontology annotation, cellular component: plasma membrane. Gene Ontology annotation, biological process: ammonium transmembrane transport. NCBI's taxonomy places the organism in Eukaryota, Viridiplantae, Streptophyta, Magnoliopsida, Caryophyllales, Amaranthaceae. The record is from RefSeq and is a predicted model, not a curated record. Bases 218 to 1660 code for a protein of 480 amino acids. Gene Ontology annotation, molecular function: ammonium channel activity. The transcript is spliced from 3 exons.
AUUCCCAUCAACAUAGUCCAUCAAAAUACUGUCAAGUCAUCUCCUUUUAACUUGUCUCGUCAAAUACUUCAACAAGUCAAAGUCAUGCUCAUCUAUUAAGAUCUAACACACCACUAUUAAUAAACCCAUUUCUAUUCUCUAUCCAUACAACAAAACCCAAUUAUAUAAAUCACCAUACCUAUAACCAAUUCAAGCUCCAUCAACACCUAGCUCAUCCAUGGCUACCACCACCAUACUCCCACCAGCAUACAUGAACUCAACCGCCGCACCACCAUGGCUAAACAAAGGAGACAACGCAUGGCAACUAAUCGCCGCCACUCUAGUGGGUCUCCAAUCCGUACCAGGACUCGUCAUCCUGUACGGAAGCAUAGUCAAGAAAAAAUGGGCAGUAAACUCAGCUUUCAUGGCCUUAUACGCUUUUGCCGCAGUAAUCAUAUGUUGGGUUACAUGGGCAUAUAAAAUGUCUUUUGGGUAUAAACUCUUACCAUUUUGGGGUAAACCCGGUCCAGCACUAGACCAAGAUUUUCUCCUAGCUCGGUCUAAGCUACCGGCGACGGCUCGAAAAGGUGAGCCCAUGGUGGAGGUGUUUUACCCACAAGCAGCAAUGGUAUGGUACCAAGGGAUGUUUGCUGCUAUAACUGUUAUACUAUUGGGUGGGUCUGUGUUGGGGAGGAUGAAUAUAAGGGCAUGGAUGAUGUUUGUGCCCUUAUGGUUGACUUUUUGUUAUACGGUUGGUGCCUUUAGUUUGUGGGGUGGUGGGUUUUUGUAUCAAUGGGGUGUUAUUGAUUAUUCUGGUGGGUAUGUCAUUCAUGUUUCUUCUGGGAUUGCUGGCUUGACCGCUGCUUAUUGGGUAGGACCAAGAUUGAAGAAAGACAGAGAAAGAUUUCCACCAAACAACAUAUUACUUAUGUUGGCAGGAGCAGGAUUAUUAUGGAUGGGAUGGUCAGGUUUCAAUGGAGGAGGAACAUUCAGUGCUAAUAUUGAAUCAUCAUUAGCUGUUGUUAACACUAAUAUUUGUGCUGCCACUAGUUUGCUCAUGUGGACUCUUCUUGAUGUUAUUGUUUUCAAAAGACCUUCUGUUAUUGGAGCUGUUCAAGGCAUGAUGACUGGCCUUGUCUGCAUUACUCCUGGUGCUGGUCUCGUCCAAGGAUGGGCAGCAAUAGUGAUGGGAAUACUAUCAGGAAGCAUACCAUGGUUCACAAUGAUGAUAGUCCACAAAAAAUGGAAGCCCAUGCAAGUAAUUGAUGACACCCUAGGAGUCUUCCACACCCACGCCGUGGCCGGACUCCUAGGAGGAAUCCUUGUUGGUAUUUUCGCCCACCCUCACCUUACCUCGGAUGUAGGCAUUCCUAACGAGCGAGGCGUUAUAUAUGGCGGAGAUGGGGCCCUACAAAUAGGCAAGCAAGUAGUGGGUGGGUUGUUUGUGAUGGGGUGGAAUUUAGUAGCCACAUCUAUAAUAUGUGUGUUUAUUAGGUACAUAAUCCCACUUAGGAUGUCGGAAGAGGAAUUGCUUAUAGGAGAUGAUGCUGCACAUGGUGAAGAGGCUUAUGCUUUGUGGGGUGAUGGAGAGAAAUAUGACUCGGCCGUGCAUGGUAUACGUGGUGAUGAUAAUAUUAAUGUGCAUAACAUUAGGUCUAUUGGUGCUACUCAAGUUGUAUGAUGUACGUAAUGACUUUUGAGUUGACUUAUUGGUUAUUGGUUUUGUCUCUUUAUUAGUUGGUUAAAACACAAAAGAUAUCUUUGGUGAAUGACUUUUCACGCAAAAUAAAAAAUAAUAUUUUUUACCUGUUUUUAUCAAACAUCUUUAUGAACUGUUGGCUUAUCCAACUAGCUUAAAAGGACAACAAAAAUAGACAACAACUACAUGUCGUUUGUCAAACACCGUAUUUUGUUAUUGAUCAAUUUGUCUUGAGUGAGUUUGUAAAAUAUGUUAGGAUGAGUGAGAUUGUAAAUUAAUUAUGUUAGCUAGAGUGAGAUUGUAAAUUAUGUUAGCUUGAAUGAGGAGGAAUGUAGUUUAAAUUUUAAAAUUGUAUGUGUUUUCAUUUUUAUAAAGAUUUGUGAUUGAGUCACAUUUGAAAUAGAAAGAAUUAUUGUUAAAAAAAAUAUCUUGUUACUGAGUUGUGAAAGAUAUAUCUAUCAUAGUUUCUAAGUUUUUUGUACAUG